GGUUUUGACAUCACUCCUCGCUCUGCUCACUCUCCCCAGCAGCAGCGCCUGUCCUCCUAGCCCUUUCGCGCUAGCCGGGCUAAGCUAGCCACAUAGCUACUACAGCAGUAUUCCCUUGUAAUUAGUUUGAGACGCACCGGCUCCAACAACAUUACGGUGCACUACAGUGAUUUGGCUCCCCCAAAGAUUAACGGCAUAAACCCAGUGUGUGUGUGUGUGUUUACGGGACAUAAAUAUAGAUACUACAAUAGCAAAUAAUUGAAGAUGAUUAAGCUCUUUACCCUGAAGCAGCAGAAGAAAGACGAAGAAUCUGCUGGAGGAAACAGAACAGGAGCCGGGGGUAAAAAAGCAAGUGCGGCCCAGCUUCGGAUACAGAAAGACAUCAAUGAGCUGAACCUGCCAAAGACGUGUGAGAUCAACUUCCCUGACGACGAUGACCUUCUCAACUUCAGACUCAUCAUCUCACCAGAUGAGGGCUUCUACAAAGGCGGCAAGUUUGUGUUCAGCUUUAAGGUAGGACAGGGUUAUCCCCAUGACCCGCCCAAGGUGAAAUGUGAGACCAUGGUGUACCACCCCAACAUUGACCUGGAAGGAAACGUCUGCCUAAAUAUCUUAAGAGAGGACUGGAAGCCAGUGUUGACAAUAAAUUCCAUUAUCUAUGGCUUACAGUAUCUGUUUCUAGAACCCAACCCAGAAGACCCACUGAACAAGGAGGCAGCGGAGGUGCUUCAGACCAACCGGCGGCUCUUUGAGCAGAAUGUGCAGCGCUCGCUGCGGGGGGGCUACGUGGGGGCAACCUACUUCGAGAGGUGUCUGAAAUAGCUCGUCGACAACCAUCAACUCCAACCCACCCCCAAAUCACCCCAACUCUCCUCGACUGGGCCCCCAUCCUCCCUUCCCAAGCCCAACCAGUCGAUGCCACCCACCCGUCCCUUUUACUUUUCUGCCCUGCUCGGCAAACAGCGGUGAGCAGAAGCUAGCACGCCACAAAGACGUUUUUCAGUUUUUGAUUAUUAUUAUUUUUCAAAGGAGGUUGAAGAAGAAAAACCACCAAUGCCCGCCCCACCCAGCCCAGCCCUCUUCUGUACUUACUAGACGCAUUCUACUGUUUACACCCUUCUGUUUGGGCCACCACGCACACACAUGCAUACCCUGACAGAGACACACACACUCUCAUACAUACACACACACACACACACACAAACACACACGUAUCUGACUCCAUCGCUUGCAGGGUAAAUGUU
Molecule: messenger RNA, 1244 nt
Organism: Gadus chalcogrammus (walleye pollock)
Lineage: Eukaryota; Metazoa; Chordata; Actinopteri; Gadiformes; Gadidae
Gene: ube2m
Product: ubiquitin conjugating enzyme E2 M
Exons: 6
Coding region: 265-822 (185 amino acids)
Source: RefSeq, a predicted model, not a curated record